GAAUCAUUAUCUCUGCCGUCCAAAGCUUGGAUAACAGAAAAGGUGGGGAGGGAAAGCAGAAAGACAAACCGAGAGAGAGAGAGAGAGGCAAGAUUGACCAUUUCUGAGCCAAGAAUACCAACUCCUCCGAUCCAAUUUUUUUGUUUGAUCCGAUUGUGGAAGAUCGAAACAGCACAGAUUUGAAGAUGGGUAUUGACUGCAAGAAGGUCGGGUGUCAAACUAAGAGAUCCUUGAUCGUUUUCAGCAAAGCUUGCUGCGGAUCUGUGCGUGAACAUCCCUUCCUUUCUGGUAUCUUGGUUUUCAUUGUGUUGUUAUAUGCAUUUUUUCCUGCCGCCUUCUUCUUUCUGCUUUCCAGUUCCCCUGUCAUCAUCUGCACUGCCAUUCUUCUGGGGACGCUUUUGAGUUUUGGGAAUCCCCAUAUUCCUGAAAUUUGUGAGGAGAAAGAAGAGAAAACUCGGGAGAUCUCUUCUCUUAAAGCGGAUGGUGGUGUUGAUCUUGUUGUUACCGAGAAGGAUGGGAAUUCCGAGAUGGAGGUUCCCUUGCUUGAGAAGGAAAGGAAUACAAUGGAGACGAUCGAAGAAGAGGCAAUCAAGAAUAGGAAUUUGGGUGAUGAAGGAGGAGAGAUCAAAGGUGGUGACUCCUUGCGUUUGGAGAUACAGAAGAAGGAUGAGAGAGUUGUGUCUGGAGUAGCUACAGAUGAGGAGGAUUUGGUUUUCACUCCCACACAAGGUCGACCAAGGGAAGGGCUAGGACUGGGUACUGGUCGUUUGGAGAAAGCAAUUCAUGAGAGUAGAUUGGCUGGGAACUUAAAGGCUGGUGAAUCCCAAGAUGAUUCAUCCAGGGGGAAAUUUUAUUGUCGUUCGAACAGCAGACGAACUGUUCGGUUCGUGAUGAACGACAUAGGAAAGGACAAAGAGGAGAACAAGGUUGAAGAAGAUCAUGUUGAGGAGACUAAGCAUAAGGCCGACGAUUUCGAAGUUCGGGAUAAAGUUUCUGAGGCCUAUGUUGAGGAUUCUUUUACUUCCUCUUUGGGAUCCCCUUGGAUGAGGAUAGAUCGUCAUGAUCAGUCAUCCUCUGGGCUUGAUCAAGACGACCAACUAUCUCACUCUAGCUCGGAGCAUGCAGAGAGUUCUUCUCCUGAUGCUUCCAUGGCUGACAUACUGCCCAUGCUUGACGAACUUCACCCCCUGCUGGAUUCCGAGACCCCCCAACCUGCUUCCCUUGAAGUGUCCGAAGGAAAUUCUGAGCAAUCUUCUGAAAAUCAUGAUUCUGAUGAUGAGGAUGACAAUGAUGAAGAGGACGAUGACGAGGACGACGAUGAUGUUAGUACUGAAUUGGAGAAGGAAGGCGGCGAGAGUCGUGAAGGAGAAAACAAAGGGCACGAAGUGAUAAGCGGGGUCAAGUGGACUGAUGAUGACACGAAGAAUGUCAUGGAUCUUGGCAGCUCUGAGUUGGAGAGGAACCGACGUCUGGAGAAUCUGAUGGCCAAACGUCGAGCUAGGAGGAACCAAAAAAUUGAGCUGGAGAAGGACCUUAUAGACCUGCAAUCAGAUGAGAAAAUAUCGUUGUUGGAUAUGGAUGAUUCUUCAUUCAACAUACUGGAUUCUGUUUCCCUUCAAGCCUCACCUUUUCUGAUUCGGUCUGCGACACUUCCUUCUAUCAGAAGGAAUCCUUUUGAUCUACCCUGUGAUGGAGAGGAAGAACUAGCAGAGGUGUCAGUUCCAGCUUCGGCUAGGGCGCCUUCAACCUUCUCGGCAAAACGGAACCCAUUUGAUCUUCCAUAUGACCAUGCUGGCGUGGAUGGGAUGCUUACGGGAGAAACUUCCAGCCAUGGAGAUUUCAUGGCUGUUCAACAGAAGGGACUGUAUACAAAUGAAGCUCAUCUAUUGGGUGGGCCACAAUUUGGAGGUUUUGAGUGUUUUCCUCCUGUUAAUCCACCCCUUAACACGAGCCUUGCAGAACCCCAUAAGCAGCACAGCGAGUCUUCUUUUCAUGGCCACCAUGCUGCUGAUGCAGUUGGGAAAGAUAUCCCACAAGUGAGUACCUCUAAUGGAGAUCCCUUGGGAGAAGGUAUCUUUCCCAGUAUUCAGAAUGGAAGUACAGACUCUAGCAUGAGCUUCUUUUUUCAGACACCGAAAGACCAUGAACUGCAUGGUGAAGCCCAUGGAGCACAAAUUGUUGAUGCAGCGACUUAUGCUUCUGUUGAACCAGGUGAUAGUGAUUCAUCAUCACCAGAGCGAGAGAGUGAUUCAGAAGAAGAAGAGAAGCACAUGGAAAUCCAAGAAGGACAGAGCAAUCCUGAGGAAGAUCUUGUGCAUGACGUUGAAUCAGUUGCUUCUGAUAUCACAGAGGAGCAUAUUCAGGAACCUGAAUCUUUUGACCACCACGUAGGAUCUACUUCUCCUUUUCCAGGUUUAGAGGAGGAAUCAGAAAUGCCCUCCGAAGAGAUGCAGAUGAAAAGCAGAAAAGUUCACAUGGAGGUUGCAAGAUUGGGUUCGCCUGAGCAUGUCAUACUUCCUCUUGACGAGUCUCCAAGUAAGCAGUAUGCAGCAUCAGACGUCGUUGAAGAAGAUUUUAAUGAUUCAAAUUCCUCUACUUCAUCAGAUGAAGACGAAAUACAGUUUGGUGGAAAUGUUCAUGAAGAAAGCGACAAGUCAUUCUGGACUGGUGCUUCGACGAGCACUACUGAAAUUGCACAACCAUGUUCCAGAGACCCGCACAUUCUGAUAAAGGAAGCAGAUGACAGCCGGGUGGGAGAGCCAGUUUUCGACUCGAGCCCAUCAGCACAAGAAAAAUUUCACUCAGGCUUGGCGUCAUUAGUUGAAGGUGAUCCCUUUACGGAGAAAGGAAUCUUCCCAUGCUCAUCCGGAGCCUCUGAUGCUCCAGUGGAGUCUUCAGAGCAAGGUUCUCAUGAUAUCGAAGUGGAAAAGAACAUUGUACAUGAGUUUAAAGAAGAGACUGCUGAUGGAGAAAACAAAUCAGUCAAUAAACCCAGUGUGGCUUUUUCAGACAGUGACGAUCUUUUGGCAGAUGUUUCUGUUCCAGUAGGAGAUGGCCAAAGCCACACCAAUCUGAGCAACCAGUCUCAUCUACCGGAGGUAAAAGAAGCUGUGAUUGAGACCAUCCAACCCAGCAACAAUCAAGAAAAAGCUGAGGACAUCCAUGUUGCUGAAUUAUCCCCAAGAGCAUUGAGUAAGGAUGGUGAAGCCUUUGCUGAUGUCCAUGCUCAUCCCUCUAAUGCUGAGGAGGUAGCGGCUACUGCUGCCGUUUCAGUGGUUGAUCUACCUGUAACAAUAUCAGAGAGCAUGCCUCCGAAAGAAGACGUAUCAGCUGUAGAUCUGUCCUCCGUUGACGAUUAUCAUGUGUCUGAGGUGGAGGAUUCAUCUGAAAAUGCACAUGAGGAUUGUCUGCAGAGCGCCAAUGCUCUUCCUGUGGAUCACCCCCCUGCUGAUCUUACAUUGUUAACUGGUUCACAGAUCUUGGAAACUAAAGAAUUGCAUGAGUCCUCAGGUUUAUCAGAUAUGGAGCAUAGCACCUCUGAGACGAUACAAGGUGGAUCCCAUAAUGAAUCGCCUAAGAACAUCCAUGUAUCCUUGUCAGAAGGUGCUCGACAGGACAUUGCUGAUGAAAACUACGCGGCCACAUCAAGAGUUCUGGACCCCGUACUCCCUGUUUCAGAGUCAUCAGCUAUGGAUGACGAUACGAAUCGGCCAAAUACUGUGCAAAUUUCCAAGGAUCAUCCGGGGGCCGACCAUGACGUUUGGGUGAUGGGGGAGGAAGAGGUCGCAUGCAUCAAAGACCUCGACGAAGACCUUUUGACUGAAUUGGACAGAAUUGGCGAUUUCAGAGUUGCAGAAGAGUCGGCUUCCAUGAACAGGCCACAAAAGCAGCUCGAAAUACACUCCGAUGGAGAAUCAAAAGAAGAAGUAGCAACGGGUGACUUGAUACAGAUGCCGAUUCUUGAACCAAAACUUGUAGAGGACAUUGGUCUUGCUUUGAAGCAGUUCUCGGAAGGAGAAUCUAGCAAACCAAAUGAGGAUAAAUCGGAACCAAGCUAUGGACAGUCAGAGCUGGAGUUUAUUGAAGCCAGAGCCCUGGAUGACAUGGAGGAGUUGAUGAUGCAACUUUCAAAAGAAUUCUCUGAAAAGCAUGGUGACGGCUCCAAAAUGAUGCAGCUUCAUGAUUUCUCUGAUGAGCAUGCAGAGCUGGAAGUACCCGAAGCAAGACCUCGUGAAGAUAUUGAAUUGGUAUCUAAGCAAAUUAACAAAGACGAUGCUGGGGAAGCCACCGAUACUACAUUCACUGAAGAGCAGGAGGAACAAGUAGAAACUAAUGCUGAUAAAUCUGAGCCCAAAUCAGCUGAGAGUGUUCCGAGUUCUGCUGUUCAUGAGGUGCAUUCUUUCGAUGAGAGAGAAUCUGAUGGAGGUAAUAAAGAAGACAUCCACCAUGGAGACAGGAAAGAAGACAUCCCCCAUAGUUUGGUUGCUCACCACGAAGACAGGAAAGAAGAGGUCGAUCAUAGAUUGGAUGCAAGCACAGAACAUGUAGAGACCAAAGAAAGCAAGGAUUAAUCGAUUCAAGUUCAGUAGGUUAAAGAACAAAGGCAGGAAACUAAUACAUAAAAAGUGAUCUAGUUUUGGUUCCAACUCGAGCUCCGGGUCGAGCGUUUCAGGUUGAGUGGGAGUAACAAGUUGUUGGUUGCGUAAUCGGCUUUGACCGUUUUCUUUGCGUUUUGAAGAUUUCGUGGGUGCUGAGAUCUGCACAAACUUAGGAUUUUUGGUAGCCGUGGUUGCAUUUUUGGGCUUUAUUUAUUCUUUUCAGUAGCUUGAGUUUUUGUUUACUUGUCAGGGUGACAAUUUUUUUCAUUCCUUGCAAGAACGAAGUGGUUGGUUCCUUUCAUUAUAUUAUCAGUCUUGCCAAAGUGGGAUUCUGUCUCUCACGAUGUGUAAUUUAGUUUCUUGCAUAUAGUGAUGUUCUGAAUCGAUCUUUUGCUGUAAUUGCAUUUGUAAAGUUUCUCUCUUU
Molecule: messenger RNA, 5022 nt
Organism: Nymphaea colorata (pocket water lily)
Lineage: Eukaryota; Viridiplantae; Streptophyta; Magnoliopsida; Nymphaeales; Nymphaeaceae
Exons: 4
Coding region: 186-4571 (1461 amino acids)
Source: RefSeq, a predicted model, not a curated record